UUUUGUCAAACAAAGGAUGCUUGCUAUUACAACAUGUGUCUCCAUCGGAGUUCGUGGGGAUAAAAUAGCCCAAACAGCCACCGUCACCGCCACCGCCACCGGAGUUCAAUUCAAGAAACAGAACAAAAAUGGUGAAGAUACAGUGUUCAUACACCGUGACUCCCUCCGAGACCAAACCAACACCACCACCAACACUCUCUCUUUCCCACUGCGAUCAACUCAAACUCCCCAACCACGGUUCUCAAAUUUACCUCUACACUCCCUCCACCACCACCACUGAACCACCUCCACCACUCUCUAUUUCAAUCCACACCCUCAGAACCUCCCUCAGCAAAGCACUCACCCACUACUACCCCUUCGCCGGCCGAUUACACUGGAUCGAAGCUGGUCGCAUGGAACUCCUCUGCAACUCCAAGGGAGUUCACCUCCUAGGAGCAACCUCCGAUGUCCCUUUCGAUGAUUUUGGAGAUUUAGCCGAUACCCAUGUUGCAGAACAGUUGGCGCCGAGGGUUGACUACAGUGUCCCGAUUGAGGAAGUGCCAUUGCUGGUUGUACAGUUAACCUGGUUCCCUUGUGGUUCCAUCACGUUGGGACUUACCCUUUGUCGUGUCUUGGUUGAUGGAACUUCUCUUGGCAGAUUCAUGAGCUUCUGGGCUAAACUGGCUAAGGUAGAGUCAUUAGAUUUGAGUUUGUUGCCAUUUCUUGAUCGAACUGUGUUGGAUUCAUGUAGGCUUAAUUUGUCACCUCGUUUUGAACACCCUGAGUUUUCUCCACCACCCAUUUGGGAAGGUAGCUCCAAUGUUACAACAACAUCACUUUAUGCCACUGCUGUUUUCAAAUUAACUAGAGUCCAAGCUGGGAAACUGAAGAAGAAAGCCAAUAGUAACAACAAUGUGCGAGGUGGUUAUACUAGUUUUGAGGUUAUGAGUGGUCAUUUGUGGAGGUGUGUUUGCAAGGUGAGGUAUGCAGGGAAUGGGAACCAGCCAACAAGGCUAACAACAUUGGUCAAUUGUAGGAACCGGUUGAGUCCACCUCUUCCGGAUGGUUACUUCGGGAACGCGACGUUUCCUGCGGUGACACAGACUUGUUCCUUUGUUGAGAUUAUGCAGAGUCCUGUGGGUUAUGCUGCUGGGAAAAUCAGGGGAGCGGUUCACAGGAUGAGUGAUGGGUAUGUGAGAUCUGCUCUUGACUAUUUAGCGGAUCAAAAGGACAUGAAUUUGGUGAGGGACAGGCUUUACAACUCUGCUGGACAAAACCCGAAUUUAUAUGUGGUUGGUUGGGCCAAUUUUCCAUUUUAUGAAACGGAUUUUGGGUGGGGGAAACCUGUUUGCUUGCUUCCAGGGAGCAUUGGUUCUGAUGGUAAGGCUUUCAUUCUCAAUGAUGUGAGUGGGGAUGGCUUUGUUGUGGCUGUUUGUUUGCAACCUUCCCAUGUUGAUGCUCUCAAGAAGCUGUUUUAUGAGGAUAUUGAACCUGCUGCUACUUCCAAAUUGUGAUGAGACUCAAGCUUGGAUUUUGCUGCUGCAGCUUCUAUCAUAUAUAGGUUCAAUACCUGGUUGGGGUUGGUCGAUUUAGUAACACGCGUGAAGGUUAGAGAGAUUGGAACAAAAGAGAUAUAAGGUAGAGAUAGGAUGAUUGAUGUGGUGGAAAAGGAAUGGAAGAAAAAACUGGUGUCAAUUUAUAAAAGAUGUACUAGACUUAGUCCUGUGUGAUUCACAAAUGUAUCAAUCUUAUGUAAAAAAUUUAAGCAAAACAUUAUUUUUAUUGUCUAAUAAUAACAUCAUAUAGAAACAUUUUCAGUA
This is a messenger RNA of Lotus japonicus, 1799 nucleotides long. Its product is annotated as hydroxycinnamoyl-CoA:piscidic acid hydroxycinnamoyltransferase-like. The record is from RefSeq and is a predicted model, not a curated record. Lineage: Eukaryota; Viridiplantae; Streptophyta; Magnoliopsida; Fabales; Fabaceae. The transcript is spliced from 2 exons. The coding region runs from base 129 to 1493 and encodes 454 amino acids. Gene Ontology annotation, molecular function: acyltransferase activity, transferring groups other than amino-acyl groups.